AUGCACGGUGACUUCGCCGCCCUUGCCCCUCAGACCAAAGCAAGCAUGCAGAGAGCCGUGGGCAGGCCAUGGACCCCUGAAGAGGACAGUCUUCUUACACAGGCCGUCGCAAUCUACGGAGAGAACGACAAUUGGAAAACUGUCGCCCUCUCUAUCCCCGGGCGCACAAACAAGGCGUGCAGAAAGCGAUGGCUGCAUUCUCUAUCUCCUUCGGUGAAGAAGUCGGCGUGGACACAAGAAGAAGAUCAACUCCUUUUGUCGUUGUAUGCGGUGCACUCAACUAAAUGGGCCAUCAUUGCACGACAUAUCCCAGGGCGUACAGACGACGCUUGCUCCAAGCGCUACCGGGAAGCUCUGGAUCCUUCUUUGAAUAGAGGUGAGUGGACGACCGAGGACGACACGACGCUUUUGGGUGCAUACGCGAGGCUGGGCGGCAAAUGGGGGCAGGUCGGGCAGGAGUUAAAUCGGAGUGGACUUGGAUGGAGGAUGCUGGAGCGCAGACGCAUCGCUGGCGCGCGGGGCGCAUCGAGUAACCCUCCUCCGUUGGGCUCGACUUCGGCAAAUGUCCCUAUUUGGACUCAGACAUCAAGUCCGCAACACGAAGAGCUCUGCCUUGACCCUAGGGAAUUUCUUGCAGACCUGUCGCCGUCCUUACCCGACCCUGUCGAAGGUUACUCGACGCAGGAUGGCUUGACCGCGAUUUCUACUGUGCGCCGAGAUAGCUGUCAGGUUGAACAGCACAUACAUGUUGCUUCGCCAUUCGAUCCCCACUCUUCUCAUCAUUCACAAUACCCUCCCUACUAUACAGGAUUGCAUGACUCAGACUCAGUGGAUACGCAUAUUCUUCCACCCAUACCUGAUGGCCAGGAUUUCAUUCCUCAUGGAGACUGCGGGAAUGUCAGCGAUGAAUCUACUGACACGAUACGAGGGGAUACGGUUGAACGUUGUGACGCAGGCCCGACAGAAGUUCCUUAUGAGGAUCUGUCAAAACAUUUUCUUCCUGACCAUACUCUUGCCUCGCGAACAUCUUCUGCGAUGACUCUGACGCCUGAAAUCAGCGUUCCCAUACAAACUCCAGCACCUGUUUCUACAGUUCCUGAGUCUGCAAGUCACCACAGGUAUUAUCGCACACCAGCAGAGAAAGCGAAAAGUGCUACGGUACCACAACCAAUUCUUGCCUAUGCAUGUGGGCACCCAGAUUGUUGGCCCGUAAACACAGAAGCGAGCAAGUCAUGCUUCGCAACUUCCAAACAUCUGUCGGAUCAUAACAAGAGCUCACAUGCCGCAGACCUUGGCGGCAGCACUCCGUUUAGAUGUGGUCUCGCUGGAUGCAAGAAAAGUUGGAAGUUGCAGAGUAUCAACGGCCUGCAGUACCAUCUUCAAGUCUCGAAGACACACUUCCAGCAAGCGCUCUCAAACGCGAGUGCGACAAGCAUCGCCCCUGAAGACAGUACGAAUGCCCCACUCAACAGUGCCGGCGGAUCUCGACCGAAGUCCAAGAAGAUAUACCCGUGUCCUCACCAACAAUGCCGGCAUGAAUAUAAGCAGCUAAGUGGUUUGCGGUAUCAUCUUGCCCAUGGCCAUCCGGCGGAGUUACCUGUGCAACUCGAGGUCAUACCCCCCACACUGGCACGGAAACUAGCGCAGAAGGCCGAGUAUCAGGGUGACCCUAAGGUGUGA
Messenger RNA from Fibroporia radiculosa, 1680 nucleotides. RefSeq lists its product as uncharacterized. The coding region runs from base 1 to 1680 and encodes 559 amino acids. Lineage: Eukaryota; Fungi; Basidiomycota; Agaricomycetes; Polyporales; Fibroporiaceae. The record is from RefSeq and is a predicted model, not a curated record. The transcript has 8 exons.